Molecule: messenger RNA, 2424 nt
Organism: Pocillopora verrucosa
Lineage: Eukaryota; Metazoa; Cnidaria; Anthozoa; Scleractinia; Pocilloporidae
Product: mitoguardin
Biological process (GO): mitochondrial fusion
Source: RefSeq, a predicted model, not a curated record
ACGCCUUGCAGCAUUAUAGGUUACCAAUAGUCUAGGAUGGGAACUUGUUUUCCUGUGGAAAAAGCUCUUUCACUUUUACUGUGUGAGUGAGAUGACAUGUAAGCUGACUCGUGAUUUGAAACAUGUUUCGUUCGUCGCGAUUGUUGCAAAUCACUGCCUUGUUUGCGUUGUCGCUUGGCGCAGGAACUCUCCUGUUUCUAACAGCGCGAUAUUUGAAACGGAAGCGCCGUGAACCAUCAACAGGAAAGAGCUCAUCGUACAACGAUCGGCCUUUGAGAAGAAAGAGAACUUUCACAGCAGGGAGCUCAAGAAUAUCUACAGCUGGUGAAUCUUCCAGACACACCCCUAGAAGUACAACAAGCUUAGAUAAUGAAGUUGUGUUCCGACGACAUGCAGCAAAUCUUGAAUCAUCAAAUGCUGCAUUGGAUGAUGGUGUUCUAGUUAAUGAUGGAAGGGUUUCUGAAGAUAGUGCUAUUGACCUAGGAGAUGUUAUCACAGAUGAAGAAGAAAUUGUUGAGGAGCUUAUAAAGAGAGGUGUUGAAAACUUUGACAUGGCAUUGGAACAUUGGUAUGAAGCUACAGAUUAUGUGAUGGAAUGGCGGCGUCCAGGUCUCUCUCAGGGAGGAAAAAACUCAUUCUUCCUUAUUGAAGCGGACAAAAAGCUGAAUGCCUUGAUUAGUGGUUCCAGAAAGCUGCGGAAAGUGAUUGAACAGUAUGAUCUCAUGGAGACACCUUUAACACGGACACCAAGCAACAUGUUGACAUGGAUUGAUGAUGGGAGUUUACAGGAGCAAAUACCCUUGGAAUUCAGUGAAGAUCUGGAGGAUCAGAACUCUUCUGAUGCUGAUUCCUUUGUGUCUGCAUCUGAUAAUGCACAGUUAGAGUUUGACGAUAUCACUGAUGAGAGACUUGUCAAUGAGUCACAGCAACUGAAGCUGUUUAGGGAAGCUGUUCUUCAUACAGCUGGAAGUCAUAGUCACCUUGAGUUUUAUGUGUCUGGACUGCAACAUUACAUUCGUCAUGGUAUCUGCUGUCGUAAGAUCAGAACAAAUGAGGUGGGAUGUGAAAGUGACAUGGAGUUUCUUGCCAAAGUUCACUGUGUGAGACAGGCUUCUGAGAUGGUGUUUUUGUCUUCAGAAACACGACAGUGGUUCAUUGAUGCUGGUAGACAAGCUUUGUCAGCUGUCAUUGAAAGUGCAGGCAAGGAUCCAUCUGACUUUCAAGCAGCAUUUGAUGAGUUGGUGGAGUACUCGUCAUCAGCAGAAAACUGGGGGCAAAUCAAAGAGGAGCUGAAUGAGAGAGGAGUGGUUGAAAUUUCGUUCUAUGAUGUACUUCUGGACUUUGUACUAUUAGAUGCAUUUGAUGACUUAGCCACCCCUCCCUACACAGUAGCUACUGCUGUUCAAAACCGAUGGUUGUCAGCUCGAAUCAAGGAGACUGCCCUUACUACAGCCAUCUGGGGAGUUUUAAAGGCUAAAACUUCUUAUCUUAAGGACCCUUACGGUUUCAUGGCUCAUUUCUAUGUAGUGGCGCAGUAUGUUUCUCCAGUUCUCGCCUGGGGAUUCCUGGGAUCAGAUGACAAACUGAAAAUAGUCUGUGAAUACUUCAAGAGCCUUAUCCUUGAUUUCAUCAGGGACUUGUUUGACUUCACAACCUGUGAUUAUUCGUCAAUUGAAAGCUUGUGCGACUCAAUCGUGAGGCUGGCCAAAGAAAGAAGCGAACAGUUAUUGAAUAGCGAUACCUGUGAAACCAAGCUUCUCCAAGCAGCUGCUUCUUUUGAUGAAACACUGAUCGAGGCACCGACCACUCCUAGCAAAGAAGUUCAAAAAAAUGAAGAACACGUCUAAAAGAAGACGUUUUCAAUUCAACUUGACAAAAGAAGGUUUUUUUUUAACCAUGCCGCCGAACCUUGUCAAUCAAAAAGAAAAAUGACUUGCGUGAUGCUAAGAGUGGAAAUAGCGCGAUGAAAUAAUUCGGAUUUCUAAUUUAAGGCCAGUUACGUUGAAGUGCAAGAUUUUGGGAGUAUAUUUGAGUAUAUUUUUAUCUUGGAGGCAAAAUCUUGCUACUCAGUGGAUCACAAAUCUUGGUAAUUAUUUUAAAUAGGAAAUGAUCAUAAGAUAUUUCAUUUUAUUGUUGGUGGCUAGAAAAUUGGACAUCUUACUUUUUCUCGAGUUCUCCUGAUAUUCCUUGUCUAUUUCGUAUCAAGAGUCACUUUUCCAUGCCAGUUUUGGCAAGGUCAGAAGACUUGGAGGUGAAAUGGCUUGCCAUUUGUACAUAUGAGUAACAGUGGAUGUACGGUGUGAGCAUUUUUUAACGAUUCAUGAGUACAGAGCUAUACAAAGAUGCUUGGGACUUGAAACAAAAGUAUUCGGUUUUGUGUCCCCUCUUAAAGACAAUAUCAUUAAAUUAUUUUAGUGUUUCAGA